AUGGACCCCCUAGUCAUCAUCCAGAAUCCGAGCAACUUUCGAGUGGAUGGAGAUCGGCUACCCGAUUCGGAGUGUUCUUACUUAAUUCGGAAUCCACCGACACGACGCCUGCUUGCGGGUGGCCGAAUUGUGUCCCCACGGUACCCCAGUGACUACCCUCCCAACAUUCGCUGCUCCUACACCUUCAUAGGGAGGAGCGACGAACGUAUUGUCAUAUCCGUUCAGUCUUUGCUUCUAAGCCAUCGAGACCUCUCAAAUCCUUCCAAUACAACCACACAAAGCUGCGUCUACGAGACAUCCCUGCUGUCCAGCUUUGAUAGAGUUUUGGUCCACAGUCUACCACUCGGUCGAUGGAAAGAGGCCAAUCUACUAACAAGGAUCUGUGGGACACUCUAUUCAUUCCAAAUCAUCUCCGAGGGCCCAAACCUCCAGCUCACCUUCAUUUCUCUUCCGUUUCGUCCUAAAUAUGGUGGCUUCUUGAUCGAAUACGUCUUUGUAAAGAGCUUUAGUGUUACACCACAGGUCUGGACAGCCACCGCUGCAGUUCCCUUUGAACAGAGGGCAAUGCAAGAAACUGUGCGAGAGUUUUUUGACCAUGUAAAAAACCUGCAGAAAGUCAAUCUGCCCAAGGAUGCGGCAGACGAAGUGAUCCUACGAAAGCCGAGCAACACCAACAUCCUAAACAGUGAUUCUGCAAGUCUUCAGCACAGUUGCAAUGCGCCAGAAGUCGUGGAGGUGAUAAUAGAUUCGCACCAGACUGAAGAAGGGGUCCUUACGUCGCCACGAUUUCCCGAACGCUAUCCCAAGUGUGUCAACGGAACUUACUACUUUCGUGGGAGAUCGGGACAGAGAGUAUUCCUGAAAUUUGUUCUUCUUGAACUAGGAGAUUAUGAACGAUGCAAUGAGGCCACAGGGCAGAGUGGAGAUCGCCUGUAUUUCUACGACGGUCCGUCUAUCGAAAUGCCAGUGCAGUUAAGUGUCUGUGGUAGUAGACAAUCUGUCUUUCUUCCCGAGGCUGAACGACAGCCAGCGUCGGCUCAAAACCUCGCAAUUGCUUCUUCAGGCAGCUACUUUACCAUGCUCUUCACCUCGGACGAGUUCGUGGGGAAAUUUGAAUUUGGUUUUCGACUGGAGUACCGAUUUCAGAAUCUCCUAACGUGGGAGACAGUCGCAAACCACAAGGCAAUGGUGAAUGACUCCCGUAAGGCAAAGAAGGAGCGCGUGGUGUACUUCAACUACCACCUACAAACCCUUGCAACGAAUCCCACCUCUGGAAUUUCCACCGCAGCAUUCAAUUUGUACAUAUUUUUUGGUAAGCCGAAAAUAUCAUGCAUGAUUUACCAAUAA
Molecule: messenger RNA, 1347 nt
Organism: Hydatigera taeniaeformis
Lineage: Eukaryota; Metazoa; Platyhelminthes; Cestoda; Cyclophyllidea; Taeniidae
Source: the annotation of a GenBank genome assembly